ACCAUCCAUCAUAGACAGCAAAAUAAUCGCAAGUGAAUUAUUGUAAAUUCUAUUUGUAUUUUUUCGAAACGUUGUGAAUUUAAUUUUGUGAUAGUUCAUUUUGAAAAUAUUUGAAGUAGAAACGAGGAACAAAAAAGUGUGUUUCAGUAAACAAAAUGGGGCUCCAAGAUUGUGGAAUGCCCGAAGAAAAACUGCCACAAUGUUGGUCGGACGAUGUGCGAAUGAAUGCCCUUUUUGCACCGUUCCGGUUAAAGUCCGCGAAUCCAGAGUCAUGGGAAAUGAAGAUGAAGUUCUGGUCGGACAUGGUGAGGCAGUGGUGCAAGCAUAAGAAGGAUCCUAUAGUGAAUGCGGCAGACGUGAAGUGUGUUUACCAGAGGAAAGGGCGCACCGCAGUUUGUAUUGACAUCGUCAUAGAGGAGAUGUUCAGAAAUGGAGAGCUGUGUCCACUGUCAAAGUAUCAGCAGAUUCUGCAUAAUGGUCCUGAAGGUUGGGUGAAAUGGGGGGCCAAGCUGGCUUUCAGACCUGCUGCCUUUGCCCUCACAGCGGUCACCUCAUUUUUACCUAAGCGUGAAGUCACAGACUCCAAUGGGCUACCUAAAGCAAGCAUAGAUUCUACUCAGAGAUUUGUUUUGGAAUCUGCAGUUAGGGACCAAGCCACAGAAUUGAUAAAUAAUUUUCCACCUGGCGUGGAGCGGAUUGGGACGAUAGAUGAUUUGAUGCGGAAAACUGGCAACACUAACAGGGAGGCGUUUGAGGUGUGGCUCGGGUACCUGGUGUCGCAGGGCCUGGCCGUGAAGAAGGAUGAUGUUGUUAAAUUAGCGGAGGGCAGCAAAAAGGUGUCACCUAUAACAUCCAUGGACGAGUCGCUAGUGAAGCUGUGUAACGCGGAGACCCGGCUGGAGGAGGACGCGACGAGGUUGGCGCGAGAGGUCGCGGCCGCCGCCGCCGAGGCCUCGGCUGCCAUGAAACUUGGCAACAGACUGGCCGCCAAGAACCAUCUCCGUAAGAAGCUGAAGGCCCAACAACGCCUGGACCGGUGCGAGGCGGCGCUGGAGAACGUGCGGCAGCUGCUGGUGCAGGCGCGCAACACCGACGUCAACACCGCCGUUAUUGACACAUACAGAACAAGUGCAAAUGCUAUGAAGGAGAACAUGAAACAGAACGGUCUGGACGAGGACUCCGUGUUCAACACCAUGGAUGACCUCAAAGAGGUGAUGGAGAGCUAUAACGAAGUAUCGAAGGCUUUGGGCGGCGGCGCGGAGGAGUUCGACGCGGCUGAGCUCGAGCAGGAGCUCAGCGAGCUGAUGGCCGGCCCCGGAGCGCCAGGGGGCACGCCCCAACAGGAGAGGCCUGCUAGAGAACCGGUGUUGCCGUCGCCGCCGCGGGAGGCGCCGCGCAAGACGCUGGAGCGCGAGUUCGUGUUCGAUGGCGAGGAACAGAUGCUGGCCGAGCUCAACAACCUCGGCGUCGACGAGGCCAGCCCCAGGAGGGUCGCGGUGGCCGUCGCCGAUGGUGAUAGUGAUAGUGAUGGUGGUGAGCCGGCCCCCAAGCCCGCGGCUAAAACUAAGCCGUCGCAGCCGUGGUACCCGCCGUCGGGGGAGUGUCUGCGGCCGGAGUGGGGGCGGGGCCUCGACGAGUACGGCGAGGUGCGACAAGACGAGCGGAUACACCCAGGUCAGCCGCUAAACGUGGACUACUCGUCGCCGGCGCGUCACUACAGCUCGGAGUUCGCGGUGCGCGACCACCGCGCCGACGGCCGCGUGUGGUUCUACAGCAGCGGCGACGAGAUGCAGCCCACCACGCACCACACCAGCGAGGAGGGUGCAGGGCAGGCGGGUGGGAACUUCCAAAUGGCACCCGGAGGCGAGAGGAAGAAGCCCGAGCCCUGGCCCAAGGAGGACGACGUCGAUGACCUCGAGCGACGACUCAAGAACCUCAGGGGAUACAAGUAGUAUAUAUCAUGAUGUAGGCACUAGGUAUAGUCUAACAAUAAUACAUUUAUUGAAAAGCGUUGCAAAGUGAGAGUAAAUAAUGUCAGCUAAGUCUAGCAUAUUAUGUAGAAUAUAAAC
This is a messenger RNA of Aricia agestis (brown argus), 2069 nucleotides long. Its product is annotated as charged multivesicular body protein 7. Gene Ontology annotation, biological process: late endosome to vacuole transport via multivesicular body sorting pathway; vesicle budding from membrane. NCBI's taxonomy places the organism in Eukaryota, Metazoa, Arthropoda, Insecta, Lepidoptera, Lycaenidae. The transcript has 11 exons. Gene Ontology annotation, cellular component: ESCRT III complex; cytoplasmic side of plasma membrane; multivesicular body. The coding region runs from base 156 to 1952 and encodes 598 amino acids. The record is from RefSeq and is a predicted model, not a curated record.